AGAUUUAGACUGAGAGAGAGAGAGAGAGAGAGAAAACAGGAAGGUCACAUGAGCCAGGAAGCAGAAGUGUUUUGAGAGCGUUGUCUUUGUGAGGAUGGCCGGAGGCUCGGUGUCCGAGUGUAAGGAGUACUUGUUCAAAGUGCUGGUCAUCGGGGAGUUGGGCGUCGGGAAGACGAGCAUCAUCAAGCGCUACGUGCACCAGCUGUUCUCGCAGCACUACAGGGCCACCAUCGGGGUCGACUUCGCUCUUAAAGUCAUUAACUGGGACAGUAAAACACUGGUCAGGCUCCAGCUGUGGGACAUCGCAGGACAGGAACGAUUUGGGAACAUGACCAGGGUGUACUACAAGGAGGCUGUGGGGGCAUUCGUGGUGUUUGAUGUAACAAGGGGUGCAACAUUUGAGGCUGUAUCAAAGUGGAAACACGACCUAGACAGCAAAGUGAAGCUGGCUAAUGGCAACCCCAUCCCCUCAGUGCUACUGGCUAAUAAAUGUGACCAGAAGGAGAACACCAACAACAUGGCUGUAAUUGACAGUUUCUGCAAAGAGGCAGGUUUUCUGGGCUGGUUUGAGACAUCGGCUAAGGACAACAUCAAUGUGGACGAAGCAGCACAUUUCCUGGUGGAAAAUAUCUUGGCUAACAGCAAAGGUUUGCCAUAUGAGGAGAGCAACGGAGACCACAUCAAACUGGACCAGGAGACUGUGCCGGCCGAGAGCAAAUCAGGCUGUUGUUAACAUUCAGUCCAUUCAUAUCACCAGCACUUGGGCUGAGCUUGCCAUUCCCAGUCUUUGAGAAGAGGAUGUGUUUUUGGUUUGCAGCAGUUCCGGAAUCUUUUCCUCGCUGCACUGUCAUCAGUAUAACUUACACAUCCAAAUUUAAUAUUUUACCUUUUCCAACUUGGACAUACAAGCCCAAUUUUAUCUUGACGUUACCCUGAGAAUGUUCACUACCUCUCAGUUCCGCUGAGGGCUCUUACAAAUGGACUUGACCACAUCAGAGAACAGGCGCAAACCUGGCAAAAUUGUGACGUCACAAAUGUUGCCAAAGUAACUUUGAAAAGUCACUUCAUUGGUUACUUUUUUAGUUGCUUUAUACAGUUACUUCAUUAGCAGCUUUAUGCAAUUACUUUAUUAGAAGCUGCUGACAACUUGCAACACUGGAUGUCACAAACAGCAAAUUGACCUGUAUCUCCUUCUGUCACUUUGAUCUAGUUUGGGUCCAUGCCUCUUUGUAUUUAUGCUUUUUUCUGUUAAGUGAGCCACUUCGAGUUUGAGCCUUUUCUUAACUACACGGUUGCUGUUUGUGUCUACAGUCAUUCUUCGAUUGCUCUUUAAAAUGGACCCCCCAAAAAAAGCAUUAUCAAAGUGUUACAGUAAAAAAAUAAAAAAAUCUUCCUUGUGCCAUAUUUUCUCUGAAAUGUGCCAUAAUAUUCUUUUUUUAUUUUUCAUUUUUAUAGGAAGGUGAGUUGUUGCACUUUCAAAUAUUGACCUGAAGAAUACAGUAUUUAAAAAUGUGUUGAAGGUACAGGUUUAAUGCCUCAUUGUCUUUUUCCUAGUUGUAUGAAAAUAUUGCUCUGAGUAACUUUUUUGUUGUUUUAAAUGUGUGGGUUGAUGCAUUAAAAGGUAUG
This is a messenger RNA of Thalassophryne amazonica, 1626 nucleotides long. It is a transcript of the gene rab32a, whose product is annotated as RAB32a, member RAS oncogene family. Gene Ontology annotation, biological process: endosome to lysosome transport; phagosome-lysosome fusion. Lineage: Eukaryota; Metazoa; Chordata; Actinopteri; Batrachoidiformes; Batrachoididae. Gene Ontology annotation, cellular component: trans-Golgi network; lysosome; phagocytic vesicle. Gene Ontology annotation, molecular function: GTPase activity; GTP binding. Bases 95 to 733 code for a protein of 212 amino acids. The transcript is spliced from 4 exons. The record is from RefSeq and is a predicted model, not a curated record.